Molecule: messenger RNA, 1749 nt
Organism: Stylonychia lemnae
Lineage: Eukaryota; Ciliophora; Spirotrichea; Sporadotrichida; Oxytrichidae
Source: the annotation of a GenBank genome assembly
AUGAAUUAGGCUGAGGACUUUAACAUUGCAUAACAUUUAGAUAAUGGACCAGCUAAAGACAGAAAGUGUACUGAUGUCCUUUUCUACAUAUUAUUUGUUUUAUUCUUGAUUUCUAUGAUGGGAUGCUCUAUUUAUGGGUAUAAAAAUGGAUAACCAGGAAAGCUUUUUGCUCCAUUAGAUUCAGAUGGGAAUAUAUGUGGCUAUGAUCCUAAUUAUUUGGACUACAAAUAUAUGUUCAUUUGGGACAUCGAUUAAGCUUCCAAGGAACCAAGCAAUUUGUUUGAUAGUGCUGUUUGUGUCAAGAAGUGCCCAAAUAGAGUUAAAUAUGGUGAUUAUAUUGUUGAUUGCAAAGAAACUGAUUAUUUGAGAGGCAAAGAAAAGAAAUGUAGUGGAUUCCCUGUGGAAUAUGACUCAAAGGCUUACGUCAGUUAUUACUGUAUUCCAGAUCAAGAUGAUUUGCCAGAAUAUAUUAAGGACAAUAUAGCAAAUUUACUUGACGCGAUCGCUGCUGAUUAACUUGGUCAUCAGGUAGCUGAUAUUGGAAUUUGCGCUAGAGUUAUCGCUAUAUCUUGGGCAUCUAUAUUACUUAUUUUAGUGUCGCUAGUUGGAAUUGGAAUUUAUUCCUAUAUUAUCUCUAAUUCAUAUCCGACUACUCUGAAGUAUGUUGCAUUAGGAGUCUGGAUUCUGGCAUUAUUUUAUGUCCUCGCACUCAUUUGCUUAAGGUCUAGCUUGCAAGUAUCCUUAGCAGUCCUUGAAGCUGCUUCUGAUUUCGUUGGAAGCAAUCUUAGAAUUGUCUUAGUGCCAGUUUUAUUCUUUAUCCUUAACAUCAUUGUGAUAAUUUGUUGGAUAGCAGGAGUACUUACUGUAUUCUCAGUCGGUGAUAUUGAUAAUGGCCCAGAGGGUACUUAGUAUAAGACUGUCAAGUGGAGUUAAAGUACUAGAAAUAUGAUUUAUUUUAUGUGCUUCGGAAUUCUAUGGAUCACAUCCUUCUUGAUAGCAGCCUCUUAAUUUGUGAUUAUCGUUGCAUGUUCAACUUGGUAUUUUUCUCAUGGUUCAGAUACCAAAGGAAACUCAAAAAUUUCUUCUGGCUUUGGAUGGAUCUUGAGAUAUCACGCAGGAUCAAUAGCUUUUGGUUCGUUUAUUAUUGCAGUGGUUUGGCUUAUUAAAAUUAUUUUCGAAUUUAUUGCAAAAAGAGUCAAGCAAACUGGCGGUAAUUUAAGUUCAGCAGUAAGAUGUAUGAUUUGCUGUUGCAGAUGUUGUUUGGAUUGUGUAGAUCGUUUCAUUAAGUUCAUAAAUAGAAAUGCUUACAUCCAGAUUGCUUUAUCCUCUGAAAAUUUCUGUGUCUCAGCAAUGAAUGGAUUUCUUUUAAUUAUUAAGCAUGCCGGGAAAUUUAGCUUAGUGGCUGGUAUCGGUAAUAUUUUCAUGGUAUUGGGGAAAAUGACGAUUGCAUCAUUAACCUGUCUAUUUGGUUUCUUGAUUAUUGAGAACUGGGAAGAGAUACAUGAGGCUCUUGAUUCUCCAGUUAUGCCACUUGCUGUUAUUUUCCUAAUCGCUUACUUCGUCGGUGCAGUUUUUAUUAGUGUGUUCGCUACUUCUUCUAAUACAAUUCUUCAAUGCUUUUUGGUAGACCUAGAUAUUUCAUAGCAACAAGGAAGAGAAGGAGCUUCUCAUAGACCUCCAGCUCUUGAGAGCUUUGUUUAUAUAGCAAAGAAAGAUGGAUCAUUUGCGAAUAAGAAUUAAAUGAAAUGA